Pseudo-nitzschia multistriata is the source of this 1846-nucleotide messenger RNA. NCBI's taxonomy places the organism in Eukaryota, Bacillariophyta, Bacillariophyceae, Bacillariales, Bacillariaceae. The record is from the annotation of a GenBank genome assembly.
AAAAGYGUGAAGAAAUUACAGCGACGUAAUGACAAGGACAACGAACGUUCUGCAGAACCACGAAGGGCCCAAAACAGAGACGAAGACAAAAAGAUGGCAAGACCAUUGAUGUCGGUGUCCACAGAUGCAGUGGCUGCCAAAAUGCCUUCCAAUGAUCGAAGUGCUCCGAUGAGCAAUAACAACGAUAAGUUAGAGGCAUCUAWGGCUGGUGACGCGCACAGUUUUGGAAAACAUCAUACCRCAGGAAUGAAGGACAUGCUACCAAAGAUUCCUCCAUACGACCCAGAUAUUCACGCUGCGAGAGCCAUUCGCGUAGAGUGUCCAAAAGAACAAUCUCGAUUCCACUUCAUCAGUACAACUGCGUCAUAUGUUGCAAAAGAUCCAGAGCUCGAACAACGCUUGAGGGAWAGGGAAAAAGAAAAUACUCUCUUUYGUUUUCUGGCAGAUUUUGACGGUGGUGAUAAUAACGAUGAAGGUCAGAAAGAAAAAAUAUUUUAUAGGUGGCGGGUCUAUUCGUAUUGUCACGGAGACACUUACUCUAUUUGGAGAACCGAACCGGUAAGACAGAUUUCAAGACGAUCGUUGCUAGUUUCAAAUUUCAUUUCGUCUCCUAGUGAUUUUACCGGUGUCUUGACGUUCUAUUUGUGUUUCUAUUUUAUGUUGUAUGCUUAUUUAUGUUAUUAUUCAGUUUCUCAUGUUCUAUGGGGGGAGAUAUUGGAUCCCACCGCCAUUAGACAAGGAUGCAGUCAAAAGAGAAAAGGCGAACGCAGCCGAGAAAGAAUAUCGCCAGCGGCAACAAAAAGAGAAGCGUGCGAACCGAGAAUUGAUGACCGGCAGACAAUUCGAACGCCGGAAGCGCCGAGGGGAGUUUGGGGCAAACCACUCCAAAUUGAACCCGGAAGAACUCGGCCGAUUCGAUCGGCUAGUGCGGAAGCAGCUCUCGAUUUCCAGGAAAACCAUUUGCGAGGCAAUGUCGUUCUGUUUUGACAAUUGCAUGGCAGCACGGGAGGUUUCUGGUUUGCUCAAAGAAGCACUGCUGGACGAGUCCGAUCACGUCACCAACGAUACRCGGAUUGCCAGGCUGUACCUCCUGUCGGACAUUCUGUUCAAUUCGCAGCAGCCCGGGGUUCGAAAUGCCUUUAUGUACAGAACCACGAUCGAAGCCAUGGCCAUCGACGUUUUCAAGUCACUGGGCAUCAUUGUGAGGACCAAAGAGCGCAGUUCUGGCAGAAUUUCCGUCAACAAGCUGCGAAAGGCAGUUUCGGCCGUCCUCGGUGCUUGGACGGAAUGGGGAGUUUACAAUGCUGCCUUUGUCGACGAUCUUGCAKCGUACUUCGAGGGUAGAGAAGUAAAACGGGAGGCCGAGGACGCCAAAAAGGAUCUGGAACAAGACGGUGCGAAGCUCGAAGAACAGAAWGUCGACGAGGAUCYAGAGGACGCUGUYAUUCACGCACCGAGUGGCGAUUGGAAGACGGUUUCCGACSAAAUCGAAUCUGUAAAAGACAAGAAGAGGAAAAGAUCAAAGCUGGCUAUAACUCUUGCAGCGACUACUCUAUCCGCRCAGACAGAUGCAGCUCGUACAGCAGAAAAUSAGGGCAGUGAAGGAACAUCCAACGGUAAUAAAUCCCCCGACAUUAUUGGCGGUGAAGAGCGCGAUGGCGAAGAGCUCGAUGGCGCGGAACUCGAUGGAGUCGACCUCGAUGGUGAAGAACUCGAUGGUGAAGAYCUCGACGGCGAGGAGCUCGAUGGGGAAGACCUCGAUGGAGAUAUACUCGAUGGAGACGACCUCGACGGCGAAGAAUUCGACGGAGAUGGCAUAUCUUAACAUUAAAAGAAAAACAUUCCG